Messenger RNA from Spodoptera litura, 999 nucleotides. RefSeq lists its product as uncharacterized. NCBI's taxonomy places the organism in Eukaryota, Metazoa, Arthropoda, Insecta, Lepidoptera, Noctuidae. The record is from RefSeq and is a predicted model, not a curated record.
UUUGGUGAAAUUGUGGGAAUUAUAAAUAGGGUUAUAGUCCCAUUUAGUGUUUUCAACGAAACGUAGUUUAUAGCCGGCAAUCCAAUCGCGGUGCCAUGUAACACAGUUAGUAAUGUGGGUAAUUAGAGGGUUCUAAGGAGGUUUGAACGGCAGCAAUAAAUCAGUUUUUAAUUUUAAAAAAAUGUUCGUUAAACCGUCAGUCGGUGGAACGUCGUGAUCGUACAAGUGGACCGGAUCUCCGGCGUGUGCGCCGGCCGGAAGUGCGCAAGACUUCCGCUCCCUCGGGAGUCGCCGUCACGCGUCGCGGCGACUGCGCAACCGUGUCUUACCAACUGCGGCUUUCACGACAAUAUAUUACACACUACGCCGCUAAUAUUAACUUCAAAAAUGUCCAAAUUGUUACAAAUCUCACAACAUGAAAAACCGCAAAACAUUCGAGCCAAACUACCGACCACGGUUAUUCUUAAUCCCCGAGCAAAAAUUGGGGGUCGCAAGGUAGUUUCAGAAAAUGUAGAAGAUGAAAUGGGAGAAGAAGAAUAUGACAUUGAUUUGCAUUUUGAAAUUAAAACAGCUCCGUGCCAAGAGGAACCGAUUCUUCCACCACAACCCAUACCCAAGUUUCCUUUGCAUGUUGCAUGGUGCCCAAAUACUUUAUGUUUUGUUUUGGACGAAGAUCAAGUAACACAUAGGCUUUGGAUUACGAACCGUUCUAAGCGUACAAUUUACCUCCACUGCUGUGGGUUAUGGAACGACACUGUUCGAUAUGGUGCUAGCUGGUGUUGCUUCCCUCGGACAAGAAUCUGGCUUCCACCAGGUCUAAGAGCUGCUCUCUACGUCCGCGCCACGCCCCGGGAUAUAAUAUCUCCCUUCCCAGAUGCCGUCACCUUCAUGCAAAUAGCUGCAGCACAUCUGAGAGACAAUGUCACUGGCUAUUUUUCUAUACCAAUUAAAGCAAAGUUUCUGAAAUAUAUCGCUCCUCCUAUGGCAGAAGGUGAAUAA